AUGGAUCUUGAGUCUAACUCAGUCUCGGGCACUUUCAAGCCGCCACUCAAUGAGGAGCAGGAUGUACAAGAUGCUACCGAUCUUGCUGCCAUGGGCCAUGCCCAGGUAUUGACUCGGAAAUUUGACACGUUGAGCAUGUUGUCAUUGGCGUUUUGCGUACUGGGGACCUAUUCUACCUUCGCACAAGACCUAAGCAGCGGUCUCACAAACGGUGGCCCCAUCACAAUCCUAUGGGGUCUGGUGCUGGUCACCCUCUGCAAUCUAUGCGUGGCUCUAUCGCUGGGCGAGUUGACCAGCAGCAUGCCCACAGCCCUAGGCCAAGCCUACUGGGUCUUCCGUCUCUGGGACACACCGCUCGGCCGAUACGUGUCAUACAUGUGUGCCUGGAUCAACACAUUCGGAUGGUGGACGCUGACCGCAUCACAGGUAGCAUUCAUGACCGAAUUCCUGCUAGGAAUCAAGACCAUGUUCGUGCCAGACUGGAGCGGCGUCAACGAGGGCUGGCUGAAAUUUGUCGUCUACAUCGGCAUAGUCUUUGCCUUGACGUUCAUCAACGUAAUUGGCUGUCGCAAGGAGAAGAUUCUCCCCUGGUUCAACAACUUCGUCGGAAUCUGGUUCGGCGGCCUCUUCUUCGUCCUCAUUCUCGUCCUCCUCAUCUCCGUAGGUGUAAAGACAGACCUAAAGUUCCAACCAGGUUCCUUCGUCUUCGGCGGCUGGAUCAACCAAACAGGCUGGAGCAACGGCGUCGUCUGGUUCACCGGUCUCGUGCAGGCCGCAUACGGCCUGACAGCCUUCGAUUCCGUCAUCCACAUGGUCGAAGAAAUCCCCGACCCGCGCCGCAACGCACCGCGUGUAAUCUGGAUGGCUGUCCUAUUCGGCGCUAUAACUGGGUUCAUCUUCAUGAUCGUCUGUCUUUUCUGCAUCCAGAGCAUUGACGCCGUCACAAGUGCAGACCUCCCCUUCAUGGAACUCCUCCUCGAAACAAUCGGCCUUGAAGGCGGCGCAACCCUGAUCGGCCUAUUCAUCUUCAACGGCCUCGGUCAGGGAGUCAGCAUCCUCACAACAGCCUCACGUCUAACCUGGGGAUUCGCCCGAGAUGGUGGUCUCCCUUUCAGCAAGUACUUAAGCCACAUAGACCCUGUCUGGCAAGCCCCGGCCCGCACCCUCUGGGGCCAGGGGAUUGUGAUAGCAAUAGUCGGCAUCCUCUACCUCUUCGCAAACACAGUCCUUGAAGCAAUUCUUAGCGUCAGCACCAUCGCAUUGACAGUGUCAUACGCAAUGCCAAUUCUAGCCCUCCUAGUUGUGGGCCGCGACAAGCUUCCGUCAGGCGGAACAUUCCACCUCGGCCGCUGGGGCAUAUGGUUCAACUGCAUCAGCAUCGUAUACUGCAUAAUAACAACAAUCUUCUUCCUGUUCCCUGGAAGUCCAAACCCAUCACCGGCUGAUAUGAAUUAUGCAAUUGCAGUGUUUGGCGUCAUGCUUGUGAUUGCGAUUGCGUUCUGGUUUAUUCAUGGACACAAAACUUACUUGAUGACUGAAGAUGCUAUUGCCCAGAUGGUUUAUGCACAGCAUUUGGAAAAUGCAGAGUCUGAACGCGAUAUUGUUGGCUCUGCUGAUGAUUAA
This is a messenger RNA of Penicillium taxi, 1623 nucleotides long. RefSeq names its product putative amino acid permease family protein. Gene Ontology annotation, biological process: transmembrane transport; amino acid transport. Gene Ontology annotation, molecular function: transmembrane transporter activity. Gene Ontology annotation, cellular component: membrane. The record is from RefSeq and is a predicted model, not a curated record. Bases 1 to 1623 code for a protein of 540 amino acids. NCBI's taxonomy places the organism in Eukaryota, Fungi, Ascomycota, Eurotiomycetes, Eurotiales, Aspergillaceae. The transcript is spliced from 2 exons.